AUGUUCGCCAAAAUUAUGCUCGUUGCUCUGUGCGUGGCUGGUGCCCAGGCGGGUCUUCUGCCCUUUGCCGCUGCACCUGUUGCUCCAGUGGCCGCCGCUGGCGUUGUGGCGCCCUAUGCCUCCAGCUUCAAUGCCCAUCGGAUUAACCAUGCUGUGGCCUACCCGGUAGCACCACCCGUGGCGCCCGUUGCUUUGGCUGCACCAGUGCCGGCGCCAGUUGCUUUUGCUGCACCGCCCAAGGUCGCCUUUGCUGCUCCUGCCUUGGCACCAGCUCCAGUUCCAGUGCCGGCUGCGCUGCCCGCUCCGGUGGCUGCUCCUCUGGCUGCACCGCUGCCCGCACCACUGGCCACGCCUUUCGGCUUUGCUGCGCCCGCGCCUUUGGCUUUUGCCGCGCCCACCAGAUUUGGUCUGCCAGCUGCUGCACCUUUCGCUGCACCCGUGCCGGCUCCUCUGGCCGUGGCACCCAGGUUCGCGCCCGCGCCCUACUUCUUCUAG
Molecule: messenger RNA, 495 nt
Organism: Drosophila novamexicana
Lineage: Eukaryota; Metazoa; Arthropoda; Insecta; Diptera; Drosophilidae
Product: cyclin-dependent kinase inhibitor 1C
Exons: 2
Coding region: 1-495 (164 amino acids)
Source: RefSeq, a predicted model, not a curated record